AUGCCAUCCGAGAAGUAUAAAGAAGAGGAGAACAGGAUCUCAGAGGCCUUAGAGAUGCUUAGGAAAAAUCCGAAGCAAAAAAUCAAGCCGUUGGCGCGUCAAUUUGGCGUGGAUUACCAACGGCUCCGGCGACGCGUGUUAGGCGGCACUUCUCAACUAAACCGACGACCAGCGCACAAGCGAUUGACGGAGGAUCAAGAACGCGCCAUAAUUCUAUGGAUGCAUGAUUUAGAUGAUAGAGGAAUCCCUCCAACCGUCCGCAUGAUUAAAAACUACGUGGAUAAAGUGCUUCAAAAUAUGCACCCCGGCGCGGAUAACCCCCCUCAACUCGGGGAUCGCUGGGUCUAUCGCUUCCUCAAACGACUGCCCAAAGAAUACGUCAAAAUGAAGCAAAAGACUAUUGAUCCAAGCGACAUCUUGCUGAGGACCCGAGCGUUAUACAGGCCUGAACGCUAUAAGAUUACGCCAUCUAACAUUUGGAACUUCGACGAAUCUGGAUUUCAAAUUGGACAAGGGGGGGAUGAAGAAGUUGUAACAAGAUAUCCGGAUGCUUUAAGGCACGUUCCUAGCUCUUCUUCACGGGAAUUGGUUUCCACAGCAGAGGGUAUAAGCGCGGUUGGGAAUACGAUUCCUCCAUUGCUUAUUUUUACUGGAAAGGUUAUCCUUGAGAGCUGGUUCCAAUAUCUCAAAGAAGAUGAGUGGAAAGUGACUAUAAGCGAAACAGGCUUUUCAAAUGAUGAGAUUGCGUACGAUUGGCUCAAACAUUUCAAUGAGCAUACACGAGAACAAGCAGGAAACAAUUUUCGUCUACUUUUUAUGGAUAAUCAUGAGGCUCAUCUUACGUCUGAGUUCUUAUCCUAUUGCGACGACUAUAGGAUUAUUCCCUUUGCUUUUCCAUGGUUGCCAUUCUUACAAUAUGAGCGCGUUCAUAGAAGGGCUAUCAACGAGAAAGCGCACCUUGGAGGUUAUUUUUACGAUAAGAUCGAUUUUUUGGCCGAUAUUGCUCGUGUACGCGCUGACGCCCUUACUCUACGAGUUAUCCGGAAUGGAUUUUCUGCGCGUGGGCUUUGGCCUUUCAAUCCAGAGAUAAUUGUCGGUCCUUUAAUUGAGAAAUGGGACCUCCAAGAAGGGCAAGAGUUGCUAAUUUAUGACAAUGAGGAGCCAGAUAUCUCAAGUUCACCCACAAAUGCUUCAUUUUCUCCGCCAACUACUGCGUAUAAGCUUCAAAGAUCAAUUACUAAGGUUGACGCACAGCUAAAUGAGAUUUCCAACGUGAUUCCUGGUAUCCGGAGGAGUCUAAAAAAGAUUUUUGACGGAAGCCUCACGCAGGCCCAUAUUAAAGAUCAACAACAGGCUCAAAUCGAGCGCCUCCAAACGCUCAAUGAACGCAAAUCCGCCCAAAAAAAAAUUAAAAAAUAA
Molecule: messenger RNA, 1419 nt
Organism: Talaromyces stipitatus ATCC 10500
Lineage: Eukaryota; Fungi; Ascomycota; Eurotiomycetes; Eurotiales; Trichocomaceae
Exons: 3
Coding region: 1-1419 (472 amino acids)
Cellular component (GO): nucleus
Molecular function (GO): DNA binding
Source: RefSeq, a predicted model, not a curated record